UGGGCCUAUUUCUUCAGUGCUGACAUUUCUAUUCUAUUCUAAAUACCGUACCCAUCAGCUGACUUUAUUCUAGCUAUAAGCUAUGACCUAAAGCUAAUUUAUUUAUGCAAACAAUGAGUCGACAUUUCAAAAACCCCUUUGAAGAAUUUUCUGAGAAAGUUGCUGAGAAGUUAUUAGCAAAGUGCCCCCAGCCCCAGAAUGGAUCUGGAUACAAGGUUGAUGCUGAACGAAAAAACUAAUUGUUACCAUAGGGGAGCUGAAAUCUCUUGUAGUGAAGAAAUGCCAAGAGUGGAAGAGCAAUAAUGACUGCAGCGUGUACACCGGCUCAGCUGGUCUUGCUGUAAUGUAUCUCCACUGCUAUGCUAGACUUGGAGAUUCUAAUGAUCUGAAGUGUGCAGCAGAGAUUGCAGGCCACUGCGUACAUUCAGUUGGCAGGAGGUCGCGUGUCACAUAUCUGUGUGGUGAUGGCGGGCUGUUGACCACAGCUGCCAUCGCAUCUUAUCUUGCCAAUGACAGUCAUCUCGCUCUAGACUCUGGCAUCAGGCUUGAGAGUCAUCAGCACUAUGUUGACAAACUAUUGGCUCUGUCAUCACAUGUGAUCUUGGACAAAGAGCUGCCAGAUGAGCUCCUCUAUGGGAGGGCUGGUUACCUCUACUGCUUGUUGCUGCUUGAAAAAUACAAGGUUUGGAUCAAGGGAUCUGUCUCAACCUUUGCUGCCAUCCAUGAAACAAUUUUCGACCUUGACAAAACUCCUCUUUGUUUAUGUCAUGCGUGUGUUCAUUCUUUGCAUCUGCUACAGACGCCCUUUGUUCAGGUGUGUGUUCAUUCUUUGCAUCUGCUACAGACGCGCUUUGUUCAGGUGUGUGUUCAUUCUUUGCAUCUGCUACAGAUGGGGAGCGAGAAGCUGACUAAGCUGACGCGUGAGGUGGUUAUGGUCACGCUGACAUCAGGUACACGCAUGGUGCAGCGUGAGGGCGUGAGAGGCACGCCUCUCAUGUACGCGUGGCAUGACAAGCGCUACUACGGUGCUGCUCACGGCCUCGUUGGCAUACUCGUCAUGCUCAUGCAAGCCAAGGAUCACCUGCCGACGGGGGCGCUGGAGGAGUUGGUGAAGCCGUCAGUGGCGUUCCUGCAGUCUCGUCUCUUCCCCUCCGGCAACCUGCCGUCGUCUGAGGGCAGCUCCACUGGAGACAAACUCGUGCACUGGUGCCACGGCGCCCCGGGGGCAGCCAUCAUGUUCGCCAUGGCUUAUAAGAUGUUCGGUGAUGCAGAUUUCCUAGCCAGCGGCCGGCGUUGCGCAGCGGUGGUGUGGGAGCGCGGGCUGCUUAAGAAAGGUUACGGUCUGUGCCACGGGGCGGCUGGUAAUGGCUACUGCUUCCUCUACAUGUAUCGGGUAACUGGUGAGGCGGAAUUUCUGUACAAGGCUCUGCAGUUCGGUGUGUGGUGCCAGGAAUACGGUCAGCACGGCUGCUCCAUCCCUGACCGUCCAUACUCCCUCUUCGAGGGGCUGGCUGGCAACCUGCACUUCUUGCUUGAUCUCCUCGAUGUUGACAGAGCUGCAUUUCCAGCAUUUGUGCUACCGAUCCUGCAGUAAACUCAUUGCAUUUGCUUCUUGCAUUGUAUACUCGAUGUUGAGAUUAGUUGCUAUUCGAACGUUACUUCUGUGAUCAAAUUAGCAUUAAACAUAUAUUCCUUUAUCGAAUGUAAUUUUUUUGAUCGUGCUCGAUAUUAUCGUU
This is a messenger RNA of Hyalella azteca, 1736 nucleotides long. Its product is annotated as glutathione S-transferase LANCL1-like. Gene Ontology annotation, cellular component: plasma membrane. Bases 344 to 1594 code for a protein of 416 amino acids. Lineage: Eukaryota; Metazoa; Arthropoda; Malacostraca; Amphipoda; Hyalellidae. Gene Ontology annotation, biological process: carbohydrate metabolic process; peptide modification. The transcript is spliced from 11 exons. The record is from RefSeq and is a predicted model, not a curated record.